AAGUUAAAAGCAACAGGAUGUGUUGCGUGCCUCAGUGCACGAACCGAGCGGUGAAGGAUGAGAUAAGCCUUCAUUCGUUCCCGCUGGACGCGCGACUUAAGAAGGAGUGGGUGGUGAAGCUCCGGAUCGGCAAGCCCGUGACGCCGCCAAUGAAGGUUUGCAGCGCACAUUUCAUCUCCGAAGACUUCUUCUGGAGCAGCAUUGACCCCAAAGUGUGGACGCCUAAUCGAAGACGACUGAAGAAGACUGCUGUGCCUUCACAGAACUUGCCCAUAAGAACUCAUGACAAAAAGGACUUGUCAAGGAUACAGGAAGGAGCAGCGCGAGAUGCCCGUGCCUCUGCUAGACAUUGUCAGGCUCUAGAAGCAGUGAAGAAAUGGCAGGGCAGAAAUUGA
Messenger RNA from Rhipicephalus sanguineus (brown dog tick), 395 nucleotides. RefSeq lists its product as uncharacterized. The transcript has 3 exons. NCBI's taxonomy places the organism in Eukaryota, Metazoa, Arthropoda, Arachnida, Ixodida, Ixodidae. Bases 18 to 395 code for a protein of 125 amino acids. Gene Ontology annotation, molecular function: sequence-specific DNA binding. The record is from RefSeq and is a predicted model, not a curated record.